Messenger RNA from Rhinichthys klamathensis goyatoka, 1438 nucleotides. RefSeq names its product delta-like protein C. The coding region runs from base 247 to 1071 and encodes 274 amino acids. NCBI's taxonomy places the organism in Eukaryota, Metazoa, Chordata, Actinopteri, Cypriniformes, Leuciscidae. Gene Ontology annotation, cellular component: membrane. The transcript is spliced from 5 exons. Gene Ontology annotation, biological process: Notch signaling pathway; cell communication; multicellular organism development. The record is from RefSeq and is a predicted model, not a curated record.
UGCAUAGUGCACUACUCCCACUGUGAAGUCUCUAAACCACAAGCGCUCUUUGCACUCAGGAGUUAGGAAUCAUUUUUCUUUACUUUGAGAGCUUUUUUUCUAAAUCUUGAGAGAAAUUUUACAUUGUUUUUUCACUUUUUAAUUUCUGUAUUUUCCCCCCAACAAUUUGUCUUAACUGACACAUCUAAAAAGUUUUGGAUCAGAUUAUUGUCCCAAAAAGCUUUCAGUCAGAGAAACAAACGUGCAAUGGCUCCGUUUUUAUCAACAUACUUCUUAGUUUUGAUAUCAGCACAACUGGUCGAAUCAUCUGGUGUGUUUGAGUUGAAGGUUCACUCUUUCACAACCAGCAGCAGCAGCAGCAGUGUGUGUGAACAGUCCAGAGGAUGUAAGGGCUUUUUCCGUGUUUGCCUGAACUACACGCAGGAUGUCUUUUCAUAUAGGCUGGCAUGUUCAGAUGACACUGGACUGACAGGAAAAUUCAGCAAAGACCAGAGCUCCAUUUCCACCAGUGCACCAAUAACUGUGCCCUUUAACUUAAAGUGGCUGGGAACUGUCUCAGUGAUAAUUGAAGCAUGGAACACAGAGUCCUCCAAUGAUCAGUCAACAGAGAAUCUAAACAGUAUGAUUAGCCACUUUUCCACAGAAAGAAAUCUUACUAUUGGUGAGAAAUGGUCCCAGGAUGUGCAUCUUGGAGAGCAAAGUAAACUGCACUUUUCCUACCUCGUAGUGUGUGAUGAAUUCUUCUAUGGCGAUGACUGCUCUGAUUUCUGCCGUCCACGAGAUGACCCGUUCGGUCACUUUAACUGUGACGCCGCUGGAAAUAGAAUUUGCUUGCCUGAAUGGAAAGGCGAAUAUUGUGCAGAACCUAUCUGCUCAUCCGGCUGUAGUGAGAGAUACGGUUAUUGUGUGGCCCCUGGUGAGUGCAAGUGCCGCUAUGCGUGGCAGGGCCCUCGCUGUGAUGAGUGUGUACCCUAUCCAGGGUGCAUGCAUGGCACCUGCAAACAACCCUGGCAGUGCACGUGUGACGAGGGAUGGCGUGGCCUGUUGUGUGACAAGGGUCAAAAUGUCUAAAUUCAGAAAUUAUGUGUUUUCCUGCUUGUGUUUUCAUUUUUGAAAUACAAAAAAUAAUUAAAUUCCAAUUUUCUUUUUCUGGGACAUCAAAAAUGAUGAUGUCCUGUAAACAAUAGACAGUGUUUAUGGCAAAAUAUGACAUUUAUUAAACUGUUUAAAAUGAUGAGCACCGUUUUAGGUUCCUUUUAGGGCCAGUGUGACAUCAAGGAGACAUUUCAACAGCAAAUGCACUCUAUAUUACAGAGAGGAGUUACAUGUUACCCAUCACACCCAAGUUGUAUUAUGCUAUCAUGACCCUUGCUGGUAGAUGUUGGAAGUACAUAUUAUGGCUGCAUAGAGCAUCUUUCUCCAUUGACAGUCAUUAAAA